Messenger RNA from Tupaia belangeri chinensis (Chinese tree shrew), 1596 nucleotides. It is a transcript of the gene CEP19, whose product is annotated as centrosomal protein 19. NCBI's taxonomy places the organism in Eukaryota, Metazoa, Chordata, Mammalia, Scandentia, Tupaiidae. Gene Ontology annotation, biological process: microtubule anchoring at centrosome; trans-Golgi to periciliary membrane compartment transport. Gene Ontology annotation, cellular component: ciliary basal body; spindle pole; centriole. The transcript has 3 exons. The coding region runs from base 209 to 700 and encodes 163 amino acids. The record is from RefSeq and is a predicted model, not a curated record.
AGCCUCGCACGCGUGGGGACCUGAGCAGGGAGAGGAUCGUCGUCCCGUGGGGGACAUCUGUACCCUGUUGGGUCCUGUGAGCAAGAUUGUGGUAGUCAGCCCUCGCUGGGGAGGAAAUACUCCUGCCCGGGAAGGACAGCAGGAAGUCAUUAUGCAACUAAAACAUUUUCAUCAGAUUUCCUCCGAUUUACCCUGAAGUGUAUGUGGAAUGAUGUGCACUGCCAAGAAAUGUGGAAUUAGAUUCCAGCCUCCAGCUAUCAUCUUAAUUUAUGAAAAUGAAAUCAAGGGGAAAAGUCGCCAACGAAUCAUGCCAGUCCGAAACUUUUCAAAGUUUUCAGAUUGUACCAGAGCUGCUGAACAGUUAAAGAAUAAUCCACGGCACAAGAGUUACCUGGAACAAGUAUCCCUGAGGCAAUUAGAGAAGUUAUUCUGUUUUUUACGAGGUUAUUUACGGGGGCAGAGUUUGGCAGAAACAAUGGAACAAAUUAAACGGGAAACAACUAUUGAUCCUGAGGAAGACCUGAACAAACUAGAUGACAAGGAGCUUGCCAAAAGGAAGAGUAUCAUGGACGAGCUUUUUGAGAAAAACCAGAAGAAGAAGGACGAUCCAGAUUUUGUGUAUGACAUUGAGGUCGAGUUCCCACAGGAUGAACAGCUGCAGUCCUGUGGCUGGGACACAGAGUCGGCCGAUGAGUUCUGAUGCCCAGCAUUCAGAAACAUGCUGGGUUAGCAGAAUAUCCAGGUUUAUAUGAAGAACAUAGAUCGAGUCUAGGACAGUCUGUGAAGAAUACCAAAUGUACAUGUCGGGUCAGAAUUGGAUUGGCCAUUUACUUUUCAAACCAGGACAUUUAGAUUAUUUAUUCUGAAGGUACAUGAGGAAUAUAGGAAAAACGAAAUAUGGGAAUCUGCCCUUUAAGGAACUUGUAAUCUAAUUGGAAGAUAAGUUAAAAAAAAUGUAAAUAAUCUGAAAAACUAACGGUACUAGGCAGCAGAAAGAUUAGACCCAGAUGCUUGCUAAAAACUAAACAAGAGCCUCGGUUAAUGUAGGGUAGAAUAGUCAGGGAAGACUUCCUUUUGGUGGAGAGCUAGAACUAUGCCUGGUCCUUGAAAUGCUGAUGUUCAGAUAGAAGCUUGAAUAGCAUUCCAGGUGAGAGCAACUGGAAAAGGGGGGAAAGGGUGAUGAAGAGACAGGUAAUACAUGUUUUUAUUUGAGGAAUAAUAAGCAAAUUAUAUUGGGUCGUCAGGAAAGUCAUGCAUUUUUGCAUAGAAAAACACAUCAUGACUUUCCCACCAACCUGAUAGUUAAAGAAGAAUGGAGGGCAUAGAAUUAUUACCAGAGAUUUAUCUGACUGCAUUAUGUCUUUCUGUGUAUUUAACUGUUUAAUGUAUUUAGCUCUGGAGUAAGAGGGUGCCCCUGCAAAAUGCCAUGCAGCUGCAUGCGAAUGUGAUCUGAUGGACAGAAGGAGAAUUUGAACCCUCCAGUAUCAGGGAAUACGUACUAAGGACAUUCUGAAACCCUCAACCUAUCCCAUAAGUAAGAGCUUUAUUUGUAAAUUGGGAAAUACACCCAUAAUAAAUGAACAAUUGGUACUGCCA